This is a messenger RNA of Theileria annulata, 2196 nucleotides long. RefSeq names its product Tpr-related protein family member, putative. The transcript has a single exon. Lineage: Eukaryota; Apicomplexa; Aconoidasida; Piroplasmida; Theileriidae. The record is from RefSeq and is a predicted model, not a curated record. The coding region runs from base 1 to 2196 and encodes 731 amino acids.
AUGGCUGGAGACGACCCAAUUAAGAUUGUGAAUUAUACCUUUGCUGGUCUUGCUAUGAUGCUCAACAUUAGGCUUGUUUACAGUGCUUCUCCAUAUGCACUAAUGAGAUUCAAACUUCCAGAGAAUCUCUUCAGUGUGUUCGUUAGGGUUAUGGCAAGUGCUCUCGAACUUUGGUGUCUCCCCAGUAUGGUCAUUGGUAAUAUUAUUGACAUUUUCGAUAAAUACAUUAGUGAUCCUCAUGAACGAAGAAGAUUUAGUGAUGCUCAUAAGUAUGAUGUCAAAGACAGUUCUCUAGGUGAUGGACUUAAAGAUAAAGCAGAAGAAUUGCAGGCUGCGGCCAAAGUACUCCAAACCAAGGCUGAGAGUGUUGGUGGACUUAGUGGACUUACUACUCCAGCCGGACAACUAUCCAAUGGAGCUGGACUGCUAGCCACUAAUCCUGGUCAGGCUUCUGAAAUAAUAAACAACUUCAACCAAUUGGAAACUCAAUACAACGGACUAGUUGGUGAGAAGGCUAAGGUCAAAUCUGAAUUUGAAGCUGUCGAACAUAUAUACAACCGAAUGCUCAAUGUCACUAAGGCCGGUAAACUUCAAAAUCAAGUUGGUGAUCAAGUUGGUAGUAGUCCUGGUGAACAAAAGAUUUGGCAUCACGCCAAUCUAUUAUAUGCUAAAGCAAACGCACUAGCCAAUGCCAGUGGACUUAACCCAGCUCAAGGUGAUGAUGCUCAAAAACAAAAACUUAAAGCCGAACUAAGGGAACUUGCCACCGCACUUGCUAAUGCCGUAGGAGCCGAUCACCAAGCUCAAGGUUCUCUCCAAAAGGCCCUAUCUGAUCUCUCUAGUGCUAAUGAUUCCAAUAUUGUUGAAAAGGCCAUUACUGUAAUCAAUAAGUACAAAGAUGUUACUGAAAAAUACAAUGCUGUUACCGAUAAAGAAGGUAAAUAUCGAAGUGUUCUUGUUAGUAGUGCUGAUGAAUUUACAACCAAAUACACCCCAGUUAAAUCUCAAUUCGGCCAACUCAAAGAAAAGUUCGACGCCGCUAAGUGUAGGGCUAUUACUCCUAUUUUUGACAAAGAGUGGAUUAGAUAUAUAUCCAUAUUUUGGUCUUGGUCCAAUUUUGUCACAUUCGUCAUUUUGUUUUUCGUGUUUAUUCCUGGUGACGAGGGUCACGUCACUGUUUUUUACUGGGUUAUUGCAGCAUCUGGAUUUGUGUUUGGAAUUAACAUGGUUAUGGUUUAUGCUAUGGAAUAUGAGUAUUUCCCAUGGUAUAUUGCUGGCGAAAACUCCUUUCCAAUUAUUACUUCAUUCAUGCAUUAUGUAAGUACUUUGAUGUUUGGUAAUAGGAGGAAAUGGAAUUCUGACUAUAUUGUAGUACUUGUUGAUAUGGUGAUAUCACUAGCAAUAUCGUUGAUAGCCGCCUCUCUAUGGACAUAUUGCUAUGUUAAGCCAUCAACACAUGAAUACUUUGGACCAAGUGAUAUUAAUCCUGCAAUAGUUUCACCAGUUUUAAUGGUUCUUGUCGGUAUGGGUCUAGUCUACACAAUAUAUCCUGCUAUAGCUCCUGGUAUGAUCGUGCCAUUCUAUCUCAUUGAUAAGAUUGAGAUGGUACUCCUUAUUCUGACCACAUUUCCACCUCUCAUAUUUGCAACCCUUAGAAAGUUGUAUGGGUUUCAGGAUCCUGCUCAACCAAUGUGUGGAUGGUCUAAUCCUACAGUAUUUUGGAAAACAGAUGCAGAUGGUCGAUUUUGGCAUGCUUUUGACAUAUUAAUGCCACUUCAAAUAUCUCUAGCAUUUAUAUUUAUAUACUCACUUCACUACAGAGAUUCUCAUAUAUCAAGAUCCAUCAUUAAUCAACCCAAAAUGUCUACUGCACUCUCUAUUAUAUUUUAUAUGUGCCAUGAGAUUAUGUUGGCGUUAGGGUUCCCAGGUAUGAUAGGUAACAACGGGGGUGACCAAAUUAUGCUUCCAAUUCAAUUGAUUGGUGCAUUCCUUAUGGUACUUCUGGCAUUCUAUAGCAUAGGUUAUAUAACAGAAUACAAGCGGCAUGAUCCCAGUCAGUGGCCGACCGAGGGCAUGACCAAGUGGAAUGCCAUGUGUUACUGGUUAAAGAUGGCGAGCAAAAUUACAAAUAAAAAUUUCAAACAAUUGUUUACAAAUGAUUUAUGGAAAUAUUUAGAUAUAUUUUACUUCAAUUAG